UAUCGCGCGGAUCAGUUUGCCGGCGAGCAGCGCAUCGUGCGCUCGUGUGUGUGUGCGUUUGCAACGAGUAGCCAUGUUAAGGUCGUGGAAGUUAUUGUCGCGCCGUUUGCGCCAAGCGGCGCUCGGAAACUAUUACAGCAACAAUGUCAUGAACAGUCCUUACGGCGAGGCGGAGAACGUGCCUGAGAUGACGCUGCCGCAGUUUCUGUGGUCCAAGUCCGACAAGUGGCGGCAACUACCUGCCCUGACGUGCGGCAUAAGCGGUCGCAGCUACGACUUCGAGACGAGCGCGGCACUGUGUCGACGCGGCGCGGUCGCGCUCCUGAGCAACACCAGCCUGAAGCCCGGCGACCGCGUCGGCCUCCUGCUGCCGAACGUCCCGGAAUACCUGAUAGCCGUGCACGCGAGUCUCUCGGCCGGUCUGGUGGUGACGUUCGCCAACCCGCUGUACACUGCAGCCGAGUUGACGCGCCAGUUCCAGAGCGCCAAGGUCAGGUGCAUCAUCACCAUUCCCCAACUGGUCCAGCUGGCCACCGCCGUGUCCGAGAAGCUUGAGGACUACGACUGCACGAUCAACGUCGGCGGGGACGCCAGACCCGAGCACAAAGUGUUCGGCCUGGAUUACCUGCUCAAUCCGUCGUCCAAUGUGGAGCUGCCAAAGGUGUUGCCAACCGACGUGGCCGUGCUGCCGUACAGCUCGGGCACGACGGGAAUCCCGAAAGGCGUGAUGCUGACCCAUCGUAACUUGAUUGUCAACAUCCUGCAACUGACGCAUCCGUCACUGAUACGCUUCGAGGAGCCGACGGCGGACUCCCAAGAGACCAUACUCACUGUCCUGCCGUUUUUUCACAUCUACGGCUUCAACACCAUUCUCAACUACCUCACCUACAUUGGCAUGCACCUCGUGUGCAUACCCAAGUUCACGCCGCAGGACUACGUCGCCGCGUUGGUCAAGUACAGGCCCACGGUUCUGUUCGUCGUGCCGUCACUGCUGCUAUUCCUCAUCACCCAUCCCGAAGUCACGGCCAAACAGCUGGAGAGCGUCACCAAGGUUUACUCGGGCGCUGCGCCGCUAAAGAGCGGUCUGAUCGACAAGUUUAUGGAGAAGAUCGGUAGGAACAAUUGCGUGCUUUCGCAAGGCUACGGAAUGACAGAGACAAGUCCCAGUUUGAUGAUCACUCCGUACACGAUGCCGCAAUCGAAGCGAGGAAGUUGCGGACAGUUGCUGCCGUCGACUCAAGCCCGCGUCAUCGAUUUGGAGGACGGCCAAGACGUCGGUGUGCCGCACAAGAGUGGCGAACUUUUGGUCAAGGGUCCGCAGCUGAUGAAAGGCUACCUAGAUAAUCCGAAGGCCACGAGCGAAGCCAUCGACAUCGACGGCUGGCUGCACACCGGCGACGUCGUUUACUACGACGAGGACGAGUACUUUUACAUCGUCGAUAGGACGAAGGAGCUGAUCAAGGUCAAGGGUAAUCAGGUCUCGCCGACGGAACUCGAGUCGUUGAUUCUCGAGAUACCCGGCGUUGCCGACGUUGCUGUUGUUGGAGUAUCCGACGACAAGGCUGGAGAGAUUCCACGUGCCUACGUCGUUAAAAAACCCGGAGUGGAGAUCAGCGCUGAACAAGUGCAGGAGUUUGUUGCGCCGAAGGUUGCAUCGUACAAGAAACUAUCCGGUGGCGUACGUUUCGUGGAUUCAAUACCACGGAAUCCUUCAGGCAAAAUCUUACGAGCUGAGUUGCAGGCUAUCAGUUGAGAAAGAUCUCCUAACAAACAGCAACAACAACAACA
Phymastichus coffea is the source of this 1788-nucleotide messenger RNA. RefSeq lists its product as uncharacterized. Gene Ontology annotation, molecular function: long-chain fatty acid-CoA ligase activity. The record is from RefSeq and is a predicted model, not a curated record. NCBI's taxonomy places the organism in Eukaryota, Metazoa, Arthropoda, Insecta, Hymenoptera, Eulophidae. Gene Ontology annotation, biological process: long-chain fatty acid metabolic process; fatty-acyl-CoA biosynthetic process. The coding region runs from base 74 to 1753 and encodes 559 amino acids. The transcript has 6 exons.